Molecule: messenger RNA, 819 nt
Organism: Protopolystoma xenopodis
Lineage: Eukaryota; Metazoa; Platyhelminthes; Monogenea; Polystomatidea; Polystomatidae
Source: the annotation of a GenBank genome assembly
AUGGGCAAGGUUCCCUCGGCUCGAUCUCAUUUUCAACUUUCAAAUUCUACCACCACCUCCAGUCUGGGGUCAGGGUCCAUCGGAAACCUGCCCCGAAUCCAAGAAACUCAAAAUUCACAAUCUUCGAAUCCCAACUAUUUACUAACAGAUAAAUCUAUGAAUGUGUCGAAAUCAACUGGUUCUUCGCUUAUUGAACUUACCGCCAGCUCGUCAACUGAACUGCGGAAUGGGUCACACUCUGUGCCCGGUAGCGAUCAUCAGCAUUCUACUUAUCGGACUAAUUGUACCAAUCACUAUUCUGGUUUGUACGAGCAACAGCCUAACAAGUCUAGGGCUUAUAGUGCUGAAGUAGUCGCUGGAUCACCCUCAAGUUUGGCAAAUGCCUGGUCCGGAGCCGAGGAUAUUGCACCUCGUAUCAUGCUCAGCACUGGCUCCUCUAUUCCUUCGGUUGAUAUUUCCAUUUUUGAUAAGAAGUUUCAAAGCAGCUCAAACUCGCGGGCCACUCUCUGCACUUUAACAGGCGUAAGCACUGUACCGCCCUCUGGAUACGGUUGCUCUUCUCCAGCUCCGAGCCAAUCUUCUUCAUGUGGCCACUCUGGAAAGACUAAUCUUAGGCGCCGCAGACUGACCAGCAGUACAUGUAUGAGUAGUGGUGAUCCAGUUCAGACUUCAAAUCAACUCUGGCACAACUGGCGAGAAGCUCCGCGUCUUCCCGACAGUGCCGACUUCCUAGAAACGGAAGAAGAGGACGACGACGACGGGGAUGAGUAUGAUGCUAGCGAAGUGAAAGAUAGAACCUUAGGAAACCCUAAAAUUUAG